Messenger RNA from Lathyrus oleraceus (garden pea), 978 nucleotides. RefSeq lists its product as uncharacterized. Bases 1 to 978 code for a protein of 325 amino acids. The transcript has 2 exons. The record is from RefSeq and is a predicted model, not a curated record. Lineage: Eukaryota; Viridiplantae; Streptophyta; Magnoliopsida; Fabales; Fabaceae.
AUGACUAACACCUCUUAUUCUCCCACAUCCAAUGGUGACGACACUUCGUCAACGACGAACCAAUCCCCUAAUGCGGCGAAAACCAACUUUCAUUCUGCUUUCGCCAUUACCAACGUCAAAAACAUCAUACCAGUGACGUUGGAUAAUGACUCCGAUCUCUAUCUCUCUUGGUCCGCUCUAUUCACCGUGCAAGCACGUGUUCACAACGUGCUUGAUCACAUCAUACCACCUAUUGACGAGCAAGCUCGUGCUGAGGCAGCCACCAUCAAAGCCAAAGAUCCCGACCUUUGGAAUCGUCUAGAUGCCGUUGUGUUGAUCGCCGCUAUGUUCAAUGAUAACAAGCACUUACAGGCCGUUCAACUUGAAAACCAGUUUAGCAAUACCAAUCUGGCAGAUUUUCCCUCCACCAAAGCCUAUUGCAACCGUCUCAAGCUCCUCUCCAAUCAACUCGCAAACGUUGAUUCUCCAGUCACAAAUACUCGUUUGGUAUUAAAAAUGAUCUCCGGUCUCACAGAGGCUUAUGUCGGGUUUGUAACUUACAUCCAACAACACAAUCCUCUUCCAACCUUUGCAACCGCAAAAUCAAGGUUUGAACUUGAAGAAUCUACGAUGCUUCAGCGAGCCGCUCGUGACUCUGGCUCUUCCUCCACUCCGGCGGCACUCAUGGCCAAAACUCCACUGUCAAAUGAUGAUGUCCCUCGUCAUUCCUCUCAUGGUUACACUUAUCAAAACCGUAACCCACCAUCCAACACCUCUCGUGGUAACCGAGGCAAAAAGAACAACCGUAACAACGGUGGCCGGAACUACGGGAGGGGCGGUCGGACAAGUCCCAAUCAUUUCAACGGCGGAGGUCACGGUCAGGGUCAACAACAAUGGCAACAAUGGAUGCCAUGGCAACAAUGGGCUCUACGGAAUAUACCACCUUGCCCUUAUCCAUCUUACAAUUGGAGUAGGCCCACUAAUGCUGCACAGACUUAA